AUGUUAAGAGUUAUUGUUAUAGGUGGUAGUGGUGCAACUGGUAAAGAGUUAUUAAAAGAAUUGAUUGCUUCACCAAAAGUUGCAUCUAUUACAUCUUUAGGUAGAAGAAAUGUUGAUGAUUUACAAAGUGAGAAAUUGAAUCAAGUUAUUGUUGAUUUCGAAAAGUUGGAUGACUAUAAAGAAUCGUUCAAAGGACAAGAAGCUGCAUUCUGUUGUCUGGGUACAACCAAGAAACAAGCUGGUACCGCAGAGAAAUUCCGUCACAUCGAAUUGGAUUAUAGUUCGGCGUUCUCGCGUCUCGCCAAGGAAGCGAAUAUCGAGCAGAUGCAUCUGUUGACCAGUCAGGGUGCCAAUCCAAACAGUUGGUUCCUCUACAUGAAGACCAAGGGUGAGAUCGAGGAGGCGAUGAAGCGUGACACCUUUAAGAAUCUCUAUAUCUAUCGUCCGGGAUUCCUCAAUCGUGGUGCAACCGAUCGUUUCGGAGAGAAAGCACUCAGCUACCUAAUGAGCGGUAUUCCAGUGAACACCGUCGCUCGCUCCAUGGUCAAAUUAUUCGAGAGACAGAAUGAACAAACUCCAUCCGGUGUCAAUGUUUUAUAUAACAAAGAGAUUUACAAAGAAUCAAAAUAA
Molecule: messenger RNA, 630 nt
Organism: Heterostelium album PN500
Lineage: Eukaryota; Evosea; Eumycetozoa; Acytosteliales; Acytosteliaceae
Product: putative transcription coactivator
Exons: 3
Coding region: 1-630 (209 amino acids)
Biological process (GO): import into nucleus
Cellular component (GO): cytoplasm
Source: RefSeq, a predicted model, not a curated record